UGCUGAAAAGCGCGCAAGAAAAAGGAGAAAACUUGGACAGCGAGCGCAACGAUAAUUUGGCUCCAAACGACUACAACACGCCACUUGAGCUCACCGAGCUGGAACUCCGCGAGGAGAUUGUACGAACGCUUACUACAUUUAAUCCGGAGGCGCCCAAAUAUCCAGUUGAGUUUUGUUUUAAAACUCAAGGAUUUGUGCCCAGGGAAAAUCAUAGCCACUUUAUCGUUCAUUUAAAUGUAGAAUCUACUUGCUUGGAGAGAGAUUCAGAGGCUGCUCAGGAACAACUUGCUAGAAUGCAGUGCAGUGAUCCAAUCGAAAUUAAGAGCGCCUUGGCCCAAAUUGGAACGACCGGUUCCGAGGAAAAAGUUGAGGAGGAAGAAGAGCCCGAAGUCGAUGGAGAAGGUGGUGCUGAAGAAGCGCCAGCUGAAAAGCACGAUGAACCACUUGCGGAGGUUAUUGAAAAGCCACCAGAGCCUGUCGCUCCGGUUGCAGUGCCUGUGGCUAUUUCCAGUAAUCCGCCGAAAAAACUCACUAACCAAUUUAACUUUUGCGAAAGAGGCUCACUGACACUUAACAAUCCCUCGAGGGAAGUUAGCACCCAGACCAAUCCACCGUCCAGGAUCACCUUCUCGGCGAGCAUAACGCAGUGGGCAAUUUACGACGCGUACAUGGAGGACCACGAGCAGCAGGAGAUGAAGGAAAAAGAAAAGAAGGAAAAGGAGAAGGAAAAAGCCACGCUGGCGCCGCAAAAGAAGGAACAGGAGGCCAAAAAGCAGGAAGGGGUGCAGGAAAAGAGCAAGUUCACCAGCCCUGAAAAGGCUGCAAAGAUUCUUGAACGAAUGUCCAACCAAAAUACCUAUGAUGAAAUAAUCCAGGAUUUCAAAUACUGGGAAGAUCCCUCAGACGAGUUCAAGGAAGAGGAAGGGACACUCCUGCCACUGUGGAAGUUCAGUUGCGACAAAGCCCAAAAUUACUCCGUCACCAGUAUUUGCUGGAAUGAAAAUUGUCCCGACAUAUUUGUCGCAGGCUACGGAUCAUUUGAUUUCAAAAGGCGCAAGGCUGGCUUGAUGUGCGUUUACACGAUGAAAAAUCCGUCAUACCCUGAGCACCUCGUGGCUGUGAAGUCGGAGGUGCUGGCCGUGGACAUCCACAUGACCUGCACUAGUUUAAUAGUGCUCGGUCUUUCUGACGGAAAUAUAGCAGUUUUUGAUUUGACCAAAAGCUGCGAAACUCCUCUUCACACCAGCAAUUCCGUUAAUAACAAGCACUCGGCAGCUGUCUGGCAGGUUCGUUGGAGUAAAGAGCUGAGUCAAACGGAAAUGACGAUUUAUUCCAUAUCGGCAGACGGUCAGGUCCUGAGUUGGACCCUCAUGCAGAACGAGAUGAUAAAAAUGAAACUCAUUUCGCUCACGUUCUCUACUGGAAUGAUUCAUUCUGACGACUCAUGCCCUCUGACAGGCUGCGGCACGGCCCUCACCUUUCACCCCACGGAAAACAACAUUUUUCUGGUUGGAACGGAGGAAGGUCGGAUCUACAAGUGCAGCACGGCGUACACUUCGAUUUUCCUGUCCGAAUCAGAGGCGCACUACAUGCCAGUGCAGCAGGUCGAUUUCAAUCGGUUCAACCCUGCUGUGUACGCCUCAUGCAGUGGCGACUGGAGAGUGAAAAUUUGGGAAGACAACCGAAAGGAGCCUCUGUUUGAAUUCGACCUUGGCUCUCCAGUGGAAGACGUAGCUUGGGCUCCGUACUCGAGCACCGUUUUGGCCGCAGCCACGGCUGACGGCCGUGUUCACGUGUUUGACCUGAACGUCAACAAGUAUCGUCCCCUGUGCCAGCAGGUCGUGACUCAGAAAAAGAAGUGCAAACUGACCAAAGUGUCUUUCAACCCAAAACAUUCGAUGCUGAUAGUGGGGGAUAGUUUCGGAGGCGUUUCGAGCGUGAAAAUGUCACCGAACCUGCGCAAGAAGCAAAAACCACCUAAGAAGGGGAUGAUUGUUGAUCACGAGACGUUGGAAAAACUCAAAUUGGACAAGCUGCUGAGUUUGGUGCGAGAGCCAAACAAGCCCCUCAUGGUUUUGGAAACGGAGAGCAAUGCGAAUUGAAUGGGGAUUUUAAAUUAAAAUAUGCAUUUGAUUGAUUCGUACGAUUGUUAUUAGUAUUUGAAGAUUUUUGAAAAUUUUAACAAGAGCUGAAAUGUUACCAAGAUGUGUACAAGGUAUAUUUAUAUAAUAUAUUAAUCUCAUUAAAGG
This is a messenger RNA of Neocloeon triangulifer, 2249 nucleotides long. RefSeq names its product dynein intermediate chain 2, ciliary. Gene Ontology annotation, cellular component: outer dynein arm. Gene Ontology annotation, biological process: cilium movement; outer dynein arm assembly. Gene Ontology annotation, molecular function: dynein light chain binding; dynein heavy chain binding. The record is from RefSeq and is a predicted model, not a curated record. Bases 294 to 2102 code for a protein of 602 amino acids. Lineage: Eukaryota; Metazoa; Arthropoda; Insecta; Ephemeroptera; Baetidae. The transcript is spliced from 10 exons.